AUGCUUAAUACCAUCUUUUCUUUAUAAGUUUUUAGAAAUCUAGAUAUAAAAGCUAUGAUUUAAGCAUAUGAUUAUGCACUAUAAAAUAUUAAUGAACUCUCAAAUUAAAUUGAACAAUUAGAAAAAAGUGCUAUUGAUAUAAUAGUAGAAAAAGAUUAAAUUAUAGAACAAUUAGAAUUAUAAUUAUUACACUCUUCUAAAAGAACAAGCUUUAAUAAUUAAGAAGAAGUUGUUUAAUAUAAAAAGUAAUCAUUUUUAGUAUUAUUAUAGUCAUAUUUAAGAAUUAUAAAUAAGAUUGGAACAUUUACAGAAUAAACAUUUUGAAUAAUUAUAAGAAUAAGAAAAAAUGUGGAACUAAUAUUUAUUAGAUUAAAUUGCAUAAAAUGAAUACACAAUUGAUUAAAAAUUAAAGAGUCAUUUAGAAUAAAUUUUUAUUUUAGAAGAUAAAAUUAAUAAACUUGAGAAUGAAGUAAAAAUUUUAAUUUAAAGUAGUUAGAAAUUAAAGAAAAUAUGCAAAUCUCUUUGAUUAAUUAAAAUAAAAUAUUUAAAGAAAACAAUACUAAAUUGGAAGAAGUUCAAAUGACAUUAAAUAAAUAAUUACUCAAAUAUUAAAUUGAUAUAUAAGAAUUACAAUAAAACUAUUUUAAAGAGAAAAAUUAAUACUUAGAAUAAAUUAAUGUAUUAUUAUAAUUAAUUAAAAUAGUAAGUUAAUUAAGAAUUAUAAGAAUUAUAAUCACAAAGCUCAACAUUUAAAAUAUAAAAUUAAAAAUUAAAUAAUCAAAAUAAGAUCUACACUAAUACUAUAAGUGAUUUGAUGGUCAAAAAAGCGGAGUUAGAAUUACUUAUCUAAACAUAGAAAUAAGAUUCUAUUGGAAUAGAUAAAAUAGAGGCUUUUUAUUCAAUUGAUCAUUAAGGAGAAAAUUAUCAUAUUAGAGAUGAAAUUAACACUACUGCAUUUGAUAUUAAUGAAGAUACUUCAGAUAUAAAAUAAGAAUUGGCAUCUUUUUAAUUUGAUGAAAAUAAUGUGAAUUUUAAUCAUCUAAAAAAAAGUCAUUCUAUUUAUUCCUUUCAUUCAGAAAAAAAAGAAAAUAUAGAUUUAGAUAUUCAUCUUAAAAAUUCUAUUUAAAUUAUUAAAUAAUUAAAUGCUUAAGUUUAAUUACUCACUUAAUAAAUUAAAGUGUUAAAAAGAUAAAAUAUUAACUAAAACAAUGCUAAAGAAUAUUUUAAAAUUAUGGAAUAGAACUAUUCUAAUUCAGUCUAAUUAAAAUAAUAAUAAAUAUAAACUUUAGAAGAGAAAUUGGCAAUACAAAAUUAAGAAAUAUUAUAUUUAAAAUAAAAAGUUAAAUAAUAUACUUAAAAACUCAUAAAAUAUAAUAAAAGAUUAAUUAACAAUUAAAUUCAAUGA
This is a messenger RNA of Paramecium primaurelia, 1405 nucleotides long. NCBI's taxonomy places the organism in Eukaryota, Ciliophora, Oligohymenophorea, Peniculida, Parameciidae. The record is from the annotation of a GenBank genome assembly.